UGGAAGGAGUCAUCUGGUGGCUUCAGGCUUCACUCAGAAACACAGCGAGGCCUCAGGAGGGACCCUCACCCUAACCCUCUUCAUCUACACAACGUGCCUCUUCACAACAAGACCAUGAGCGCCCACUGCCCCACCCACCUGGAUUCUGCCGAAGACUACCGGCGCAUCGCCCUCUUCCUCAUCCUUCUUUUCAUCUUCAUGGUGGGCCUGCUGGAGAACGUGCUGGUCAUCUGGGUCAACUGGCGCCGACGCCACUCUGCCAACGGGGUCCUGUUCUGCAUCCUCAACGUGAGCCUGUCGGACCUCAUGGUGAUCGUGAUCCUGCCGUUCUUCAUGAUGCAGGCGACCAUGGGCAAUGUCUGGCUGUGGGGUCGCUUCCUCUGCAAGGUGACCCACCUCGUCGACAAGGUCAACUCCUACAGCAGCUCCUUCUUCCUGGCCCUCAUGACCGCGGAGCGUUAUCUGUCCCUGACCAGGCCCUCGUUUCCCGCCUUCUUCCCCGUGCUGGGCCGCCGCCGCUGGGUGCUCUGCGGAGGCCUUUGGGUGCUCUCCUUGUUCCUGGCGCUGCUGGAGAACGUCCACAUUAAACUUCUGGAGUUGAACGAGCCGGGCUGCUACUUGAUACCUGAACACAACACCAGUGAGUGGUUUUUCACCCUGGGUUUCCUCUUUCUGGUCUUCCAGUUCUUGGGCCCGGCCGCCAUCAUCAUCACCUGCAACGUGCUGAUCGCUCGUGCGGUUCGGACGGCGCCGGAUGUUCAGGACCGGCGGGACGUGUGGCUGGUUCACGUUUACUCCCUAGUGUUUGUCCUGUGCUGGUUGCCCUACCACUUCGUCCUGUUCCUGAUGUACGUGGGCUUAAUCGACCCCGACAUCUUCAGCUGCCACACGAUGGAGGUGCUGUACUUCUCGUUCAGCGUGGUGCACAGCCUGUCUCUUUUUCACUGCGUGGCAAACCCCAUCCUCUACAACUUCCUCAGCAAGAGCUUCCGAGACAACCUGGUCAACACCGUGCUGAGCCAGUUACCCAGAGAUGGAGCCGGGAACCAGCUGGGAGCCGGGACCAACGCUCCCAACGGAGGAGGGGGAGACCCGGGGAAGCAACGCAAGUUAAGUAACGCCAGCACCAGCCAGUCCGAUGUUGGAUCAUAAAAAAAAAAGAAGCUGGGAUGAGAAAACUUCACGAGACGUUUUCUUGGAAAGAUUUGACAGAACUGAAUGGAGAUUGUGCAGAUCAUCUCACUCUGGUCAGAGACUCAUUGUGAUGUUUGUUACAGCCUCACUCUCAUAAUCCAUUUCCUGUUAUGUUUUUGUUUUUUACCAUGUAUCUGAUCACAGAGGAAGGCAGGAAAUGUUUGAAGUGCUUUUUUUGUUGUUUAAGCUGCUCAACUCCCACAGGAACCCAUGGCAGUCUCUAAGGCAGGGGUCUCC
Molecule: messenger RNA, 1431 nt
Organism: Trematomus bernacchii (emerald rockcod)
Lineage: Eukaryota; Metazoa; Chordata; Actinopteri; Perciformes; Nototheniidae
Product: G-protein coupled receptor 182-like
Exons: 2
Coding region: 115-1152 (345 amino acids)
Biological process (GO): G protein-coupled receptor signaling pathway
Cellular component (GO): membrane
Molecular function (GO): G protein-coupled receptor activity
Source: RefSeq, a predicted model, not a curated record